GGCUUGUCUUUGGGCGAGCGGCGCAAGGGACCUCGGGCCCUGGCCUCUUCCCGUCAAGAUGGCGGCGCCCAGCGCGCACAGCGCCUCGGUAGCCAGAGGUGAAGCUCAGUGACGGCCGAGAGAGUGUGUGGCGGCGUUGCGGACUUUGAAACGCCCGCAUUUGGCUUUCCCGGCGCACGCUGGGUCUAAGGGUAAGAGAUGGAAGAGAGCUUAGAGCUGCACCUUGUACUGCCUUAAAAAUAAACAUUGGAGCCAUGCUUCAGGAUGGCUGUUUCUGUUGGAGUAAAGCAUAUAACAGAGAAAUUGGCCAGGCCCUUCUGUACUGUUCCGUGAGGAGGCUGCCUGAUUUUGGAUUCUCACAAGCAAGUGCACAGGGCUUCCAGUCUCACCUAGGAGAGUUUGUGAGAAGCUUCGAUAAUGGUCUGCUUGGCUCUCGUCAGAGCUGCCCAGGAGCACAUCUACCUGGUGAGGAAGGUCAGUCAUGCUUGCAGAUGCCAUCAACAUCGGGCUUGGGGCUCAAGGCCAGCGGCAUCACAGUCUGCUGUCCAGGGUGCUCCAGGCAGUGUGCUGGAGCUGCUUGGUAAAUCCUACCCUCAGGAUGACCACACUAACCUCACCCAGAAGGUCCUUUCCAAGGUGGGCAGGAACCUGCACAACCAGAAGUUCCACCCUCUAUGGCUGAUUAAGGAGCGGGUAAAGGAACACUUCUACCAGCAGUAUAUGGUGCGAUCCAGGACACCUCUGUUCUCCGUCUAUGACCAGCUUCCUCCAGUGGUCACCACCUGGCAGAACUUUGAUAGCCUGCUAAUCCCAGCUGACCACCCCAGCAGGAAAAAGGGGGACAACUAUUACUUGAAUCGGGCACACAUGCUGAGAGCGCACACAUCAGCGCAUCAGUGGGACUUGCUGCAUGCGGGACUUAAUGCCUUCCUCGUGGUAGGUGACGUGUAUCGUCGUGACCAGAUUGAUUGCCAGCACUACCCGGUUUUCCACCAGCUGGAGGGUGUCCGGCUCUUCUCCAAGCAUGAGUUAUUUGCUGGCGUAAAGGAUGGAGAAAGCUUGCAGCUCUUUGAAGAAGGUUCUCGCUCUGCUCAUAAACAGGAGACACACACCAUGGAGGCUGUGAAGCUUGUGGAGUUCGACCUUAAACAAGUACUGACUAGGCUCGUGACACAUCUUUUUGGAGAUGGACUGGAGGUUCGGUGGGUGGAUUGCUACUUCCCCUUCACCCACCCUUCCUUUGAGAUGGAGAUCAACUUCCAUGGAGAAUGGCUUGAAGUCCUUGGCUGCGGUGUGAUGGAGCAGCAGCUUGUCAAUUCAGCUGGUGCUCAGGAUCGAAUCGGCUGGGCGUUUGGCCUGGGAUUAGAGAGAUUGGCUAUGGUCCUCUACGACAUUCCUGACAUCCGCCUUUUCUGGAGUGAGGACGAGCGCUUCCUGAAGCAGUUCCGCCUGUCAGACAUCAACCAGAGUGUCAAGUUUCAGCCUCUUAGCAAGUACCCCGCUGUGUUCAAUGACAUUUCAUUCUGGCUGCCCUCCGAAAACUACACGGAGAAUGAUUUCUAUGACAUUGUCCGAACAGUCGGAGGAGACCUGGUAGAAAAGGUUGAUCUUAUAGACAAGUUUGAACAUCCAAAGACACACAGGACCAGCCACUGCUACCGCAUUACCUACCGCCACAUGGAACGGACACUGUCCCAGAGAGAAGUCAGCAGUGUCCACCAGGCUGUGCAGGAGGCCGCUGUGCAGCUGCUGGGUGUGGAGGGCCGAUUCUGAUGCGGUGGCAGUCCACAGCCCUCGUAGAGCUGCAGGGAGUACCAGGAAGGGGGAAACACAUUGUUUGUGAACUGGAGUGUCUGCCCUCACUUGAUAGAUGGGUCUGCUUCAGGACUUCAAGAAAUAAAGAAUCACUUUUUAGAAGCA
Molecule: messenger RNA, 1920 nt
Organism: Mus pahari (shrew mouse)
Lineage: Eukaryota; Metazoa; Chordata; Mammalia; Rodentia; Muridae
Gene: Fars2
Product: phenylalanyl-tRNA synthetase 2, mitochondrial
Exons: 9
Coding region: 418-1773 (451 amino acids)
Biological process (GO): phenylalanyl-tRNA aminoacylation
Cellular component (GO): mitochondrion; cytoplasm
Molecular function (GO): tRNA binding; ATP binding; phenylalanine-tRNA ligase activity
Source: RefSeq, a predicted model, not a curated record